Oryza brachyantha (malo sina) is the source of this 917-nucleotide messenger RNA. RefSeq names its product heme-binding protein 2-like. The record is from RefSeq and is a predicted model, not a curated record. Lineage: Eukaryota; Viridiplantae; Streptophyta; Magnoliopsida; Poales; Poaceae. The transcript is spliced from 2 exons. The coding region runs from base 114 to 761 and encodes 215 amino acids.
ACGGCCGUAUUUAUCCAACCUGAUCGAUCCCCAACCGCACGCACCCGAGUCCACCAAAAAAUCCCCCCAUCCAUCCCCGCACCGCCGCACGCACGCAUCCCCGCACCGCGACCAUGGCUCGUCGGAGCGGCCUGAUACUGCUACUCGCCGCCGCCGCCGUCGCCUCCGCGGCCGUGCCGCCGUCGUGCGAGCGCAUCGAGUGCCCGGCGUACGAGGUGGUGGACAGCGCCAACGGGUUCGAGAUCCGGCGGUACAGCGACGCCAUGUGGGCGUCCACCGCCCCCAUCGAGGACAUCUCCUUCGUCGCCGCCACCCGCACCGGCUUCCUCCAGCUGUUCAACUACAUCCAGGGGAAGAACGCGCGCAACGAGACGAUCGAGAUGACGGCGCCGGUGCUGACGCAGGUGGCGCCGAGCGACGGGCCGUUCUGCGUCUCCUCCUUCGUGGUCAGCUUCUACGUGCCGAAGAAGAACCAGCCGGACCCGCCGGCGGCGGAGGGGCUGCACGUGCAGAGGUGGGCUGGCGCCAGGUACGCCGCCGUGCGCCGCUUCGGUGGCUUCGUGGCCGACGUCGGCGAGCAGGCCGCGCUGCUCGACGCCAGCCUGCAGGGGACCAGGUGGGCCGCCGCCGUCUCCGACGGGCGCAGGGCCGACCCGACGUCAUCGUACACGGUGGCGCAGUACAACUCGCCGUUCGAGUUCAGCGGCAGAGUCAACGAGAUAUGGAUGCUCUUCGACGCCAAGGACGCAUCCGACAUGUAAUUGAGGUGCCGGCAGUUCGAAGCUGAAGUAGUAGACUCGAUCGUAUAGCAAGUGCUUCUCCAUUAUCUUGAAACCCUGAUCAGACGAAUAAUGGCAUCUUAAAGCCUUAAACUAAUCUCAUGAGUAUCGAGAUUAACAAUGAGUUAUGUUAUUCAA